Messenger RNA from Coregonus sp. 'balchen', 497 nucleotides. Lineage: Eukaryota; Metazoa; Chordata; Actinopteri; Salmoniformes; Salmonidae. The record is from the annotation of a GenBank genome assembly.
AUGAAGCUGAAGGACAUUGAAUUUACCACCUCGAAUCAUGUAUUUCUGGGCAAUAAAAAACAGCUCAAAAGGCAAGGAAAAUAUAUCACAAACAGCCACCCUCCCAUCAACGAUAAGGACAUGGCCCAGCUCCAAAACUCCCAGGCUCUGAAUCCCGGUACACCAAGGGGUCUGGUCCAGAACGUGUGGUUCGACCUCCAGUUACAUCUGGGUCCAAGAGGAAAAGAGGGGAACAGACAACUAAAGCCCAACUCAUUCCUUGUAAAAACAGACGAGAACGGUCUAAGGUAUGUUGUUCAUAGCCUGUUUGUAUUAUUUCUAAGUUGCUCUCGUAAUUAGACUACUGGAAAACAAUAUUAUUACAACGCAUUCGCUCUCUCAGAUACGCCACUCUCGCAUAUAACGAGGCCACAAAGAAUCAUCUGGACCCAAGGGAGAGGGGCAGGGAGCCCAAGAAGGGAUUCAUGUUCAAGCAGCCCGGUGUCAUCACUGGAUAA